CAAGUCCACUUUCUUUCGUUUACACUUUACACUCAUCGAAGUUAAUAAAAUAGUUUGCUAUUGUGUCACGUACGGUGAGUUUUUUUCUGAGUAAUCGCAUAAUUCUAAUAUGGGCGUUGAAUAAUUGUAUUGUUUCCUGUUGAAACUGUUGUAAUCCUUCGCGAAAAAUGGCUGAUCACUUUGGUACGAUAAGUAUGAAAUGGGAUCCAAAGAACUUGGAGAUCCGAACAAUGUCCGUAGAAAAAACCCUGGAACCUUUGGUGUUACAGGUUACAACGUUGGUAAACACCAAAGGGCCAUCGAAGAAAAAGAAGGGACGUUCCAAACGAGCCCAUGUCUUGGUAGCUGCUGUCGAAAAAGCCACUGAGAACUUCAUUGAGAAAGGUGAACAAAUCGCAUACGAGAACCCAGACAUAAAACGAGAAAUGCUCGAUGCUGUGGAAGAAGUACGCAAAACAGGCGAUGCAAUGAGUUUCGCUGCGCGAGAAUUCGCGGAUGACCCGUGCUCUUCGUUAAAAAGAGGAAAUAUGGUACGAGCAGCUCGUAAUCUAUUGUCAGCUGUUACAAAGCUUUUAAUAUUAGCCGAUAUGGUUGACGUUCACCUUCUACUGAAAUCAUUACGUGUGGUUGAAGACGAUUUAGAAAAGGUGAAAAACGCCUCUAGCCAAGGUGAAUUAAUCGAUAACAUUAAGAUGUUCGGUCGCAAUGCUGCCGACUUGAUGACUCAGGCAGCUAAACGACAACAGGAACUUAGAGAUCCUGAAUUACGCGAUGACCUUGCCGCUGCUAGAGCGAUUCUCAAAAAACAUUCCACAAUGUUGCUAACUGCAUCGAAGGUAUACGUCCGUCAUCCUGAACUGGCAGCUGCGAAAGAAAAUCGGGAUUACGUUUUGAAACAAGUCUGCAAAGCUGUUAAUACUAUCAGCGAAGUAGCACAAGGAGAUAAACGUCGCCAGACUAUGUUAGAAAAUACUUACGAUGGUCCUGGUGAAUUAGCUGCAGCUCUAGAUGAUUUCGAUGAACAAAUGGUCAUGGAUCCUUUAACAUACAAUGAAGUCAGAACUCGUCCAUCUUUGGAAGAACGUCUCGAGAGUAUCAUCAGCGGAGCAGCUUUAAUGGCUGACUCUUCUUGCACAAGAGACGAACGUCGUGAAAGAAUCGUCGCUGAAUGUAACGCUGUUCGACAAGCUUUACAAGAUUUACUCACCGAGUACAUGGCCAACCAAGUACAUUUACAAAGAGGAGGAAAAAGGAUGAGCGUUAAAGAGACUAGCGAAGGAUUAGAACGAGCCAUUGAUAAUAUGUGCCGAAAAACAAGAGAUUUAAGGAGACAGUUGAGGAAAGCUGUUGUCGAUCAUGUAUCUGACAGUUUCUUGGAGACGAGCGUACCUUUGUUGGUUCUUAUCGAAGCUGCUCGAGCCGGUAACGAGAAAGAUGUCGAAGAAUGCGCUGCUGUUUUCAAAGAACACGCUAAUAAAUUGGUCGAGGUGGCAAAUCUAGCCUGCAGUAUGUCCUCUAAUGAAGAUGGCGUCAAAAUGGUGCGAUACGCGGCCGCACAAAUCGACAACUUGUGUCCGCAGGUAAUAAACGCAGCUCGCAUAUUGGCAGCUAGACCUCGUUCGAAGGUAGCUCAAGAAAACAUGGAUGUCUUCCGCGACGCUUGGGAAAAUCAAGUACGCGUUUUGACCGAAGCCGUUGACGAUAUCACAACUAUCGAUGAUUUCUUGGCCGUUUCUGAAAAUCAUAUCUUGGAUGACGUGAAUAAAUGCGUGCAUUCGCUUCAAGAAGGCUAUGCCGAUACAUUGGACAGGACGGCUGGUGCUAUCAGAGGUCGAGCGGCUCGAGUUUGCAACGUUGUAACCGCCGAAAUGGAUAAUUACGAACCUGGAACGUACACCGAUCGAGUACUCGAAGCGAUCAAAGUGUUACGUGAUCAAGUGAUGCCCAAUUUCGCACAACGCGUCCAAAUGGCUGUCGACGCACUUUCUUCGAAUCCUCCGAAAGAUGUAGAUGAAAAUGAAUUUAUCGAUGCGUCCAGACUCGUGUACGAAGGUGUGCGUGAAAUACGUCGUGCAGUUUUAAUGAACAGAACAUAUGACGAAUGGGAUCCCGAAGAUAUUGAUAACGAUGACCAUCAAACCGUGGUUAGCAAAUCGAGCGCACAUACUGGUGACCAUGGAGUGGACGAAUAUCCAGACAUUAGCGGAAUUACUACAGCUAGAGAAGCUAUGCGUAAAAUGACCGAAGAAGAUAAACAGAAGAUCGCCCAACAAGUUGAACACUUCCGCAGCGAAAAAUUGAAAUUCGAUAGAGAAGUAGCCAAAUGGGACGACGCCGGCAACGAUAUAAUUGUGUUGGCCAAACAUAUGUGUAUGAUUAUGAUGGAAAUGACAGAUUUCACAAGAGGUCGUGGUCCUUUGAAAACUACGAUGGAUGUGAUAAACGCAGCCAAAAAGAUCUCCGAAGCUGGAACGAAAUUGGAUAACUUGACUAGGAAGAUCGCAGAACAAUGCCCCGAAUCGUCGACUAAGAAAGAUUUAUUAGCCUAUUUGCAGCGGAUCGCUUUAUAUUGCCAUCAGUUAAAUAUUACUUCCAAAGUCAAAGCUGAUGUGCAAAAUAUCAGCGGUGAAUUGAUCGUGUCUGGGCUGGACAGUGCUACUUCUCUUAUUCAGGCUGCUAAAAAUCUGAUGAACGCGGUAGUAUUGACGGUCAAAGCUUCUUACGUAGCGAGCACAAAAUACCCGAGACAAGGACAAAUCACCGAAGUGAACGAAUGUGGCAUGGCGACUUGCGAUAAUCCUCCAUUAUUCUUCUUUCCAAUCACACCAAACUACGCUAUACUUUAUACGGUUUAUUUGUCUCCGAUCGUUGUUUGGAAGAUGAAAGCGCCAGAAAAGAAACCUCUGGUAAGACCAGAGAAACCAGAAGAAGUCCGAGCCAAAGUACGAAAAGGCAGUCAAAAGAAGGUGCAGAAUCCUAUCAAAGCUCUUAGCGAAUUCCAAAGUCCCACUGAAUCAGUUUAAGAAUUUUAGCGUGUAAUAUUAAUUCCUAUAAAUGGUAGCAAAGUUUUAUUUAUUGUAGUGUUUUUUUUUUAAAAACAAUACCGACUAGUUUUCGGGUAUUCCAUUAUACAUUCUAUUACGCACCUUAAUUCUUUUUUCUGUUUCUUCUUCUUCUUCCCCUCCGCUUGAUAUGCGUUAUUCUUUUUAUUUUAUUUUUGUUUUGAUUUAUUUUUCGUAUAUUUUCUAACGUGGUGUACCGUUACGAUAUUUUUAGACAUUUUUACGGUAUUAUACACAUUUUUUAUACUUUUAUAAAUGUGCGCAGAAUGAUAUAUUUAUGUUUUUAUUUGAUUAAUAAUUAUAUUCUCGUAUUUAAUGUGAAUAUUGAUAAGAGAUAUCACUGUGUACUUAUUAUAUUAUAUUCGUAUUUCCGGAGGA
Planococcus citri (citrus mealybug) is the source of this 3440-nucleotide messenger RNA. It is a transcript of the gene alpha-Cat, whose product is annotated as catenin alpha. Gene Ontology annotation, molecular function: beta-catenin binding; actin filament binding; structural molecule activity. The coding region runs from base 168 to 3023 and encodes 951 amino acids. The transcript has 20 exons. Gene Ontology annotation, biological process: cell-cell adhesion; cell migration. The record is from RefSeq and is a predicted model, not a curated record. Lineage: Eukaryota; Metazoa; Arthropoda; Insecta; Hemiptera; Pseudococcidae. Gene Ontology annotation, cellular component: adherens junction; catenin complex; actin cytoskeleton.